This is a messenger RNA of Penicillium daleae, 1344 nucleotides long. Its product is annotated as NAD(P)/FAD-dependent oxidoreductase. Bases 1 to 1344 code for a protein of 447 amino acids. NCBI's taxonomy places the organism in Eukaryota, Fungi, Ascomycota, Eurotiomycetes, Eurotiales, Aspergillaceae. The record is from RefSeq and is a predicted model, not a curated record. Gene Ontology annotation, molecular function: proline dehydrogenase activity; sarcosine oxidase activity; L-pipecolate oxidase activity. The transcript is spliced from 2 exons.
AUGGACAAGAACCAACGAAUUGUCAUUAUCGGUGCCGGAGUCUUCGGACUCGGGGCAGCCCUGCAGUUCAAGGAGGAGGGCUAUACUUCCGUCACGGUCCUCGAUCGCUCCAUGCCACCAGUCCCAGACGGUUCCAGCAAUGACAUCUCUCGGAUUAUUCGAUUCGACUAUGGUGAUGCGAUCUAUGCAGAAAUCGCCAAAGAGGCGUACGACUUGUGGAAGACUCCAGAAUUCAACGAUGCUUUCUACCAGACGCCCUGUCUCUGGGUAUGCCAGGAAGGCACUGCCGAUCAACCAGUGCAAUCGCGAGCGCAAGAAUAUAGCGCAAAGACCAAGCAGGUUCUGACUGAGAUGGGACAGCCAUGGCAUGCCGUGACGAGUGUCGAGGCCACCAAGGAAAGAUUCCCCGAACUAACGGGACGCUUGGCCACGCCUGGUUUUGAUGGAUUCUACAACACCAAUGCCGGAUGGGCCGAUGCUGGCAAGGCUAUCGCUCGUCUUGCUGCGCGCUGCAUUCAUGCUGGAGUGUCAUUCUUGACCGGUCCCAACGGGCAUGUCACCGAAUUUGAGAAGAGUGCUGAUGGAAGCAUCGAGCAAGUUCGCACGGCCGAUGGCAACACCGUAAAAGGAGAUAAAUUCAUCGUGGCCACGGGUGCGUGGACUUCCGGUUUGGUACCAGCCUGGAACUCGAUGCUGGCAGCCGGUCAGAUUGUGGGCUAUCUUCGACUGACUCCCGAGGAGGCUGUCCAGCUUAAGAAAAUGCCUAUUUAUUUCAACUUCUCAACUGGGUUCUUCUGCUUCCCACCUCAUGAGGGUACCGCCUAUUUGAAAGUCGCGGUUCAUGGGUUUGGGUACACCCGGAAGAAUGAGAAAGUCAAUGUCUCAUCGCCGCCAGCAAACUCCGUUGCUGCACGAGCCAACUUCGUCCCGUCGGAGGGAUUGAAGAGGAUGGAGGCUGGGCUCAUGGACCUCUUUCCUCACCUUGCCCCCCGCGGCUUCGAGCGGACCGGCCUCUGCUGGUACAACGAUACACCCACCGGCGAUUUCAUCCUCGAUUACCAUCCCGAACAUAAGAACCUUUUCAUUGCGACGGGCGGAAGCGGACACGCAUUCAAAUUUCUCCCAGUGAUCGGCAAGUACAUUGUGGGUAGCUUCGAGCGAAACCUUCCGCAGAAUCUCCUCAACAAGUGGAAGUUCCCCACGCAAUUCCGUAAUCGCUUCCAAGGCGAAGUCUUCGGUGGUGAUGGCAGUCGUGGCGGUCCAGAGCGUCGGGAGUUGACUUCCAACGAACGAAACACUUUCGACUCGGCCUUGGCGGCAUCGGCCAGACAGAGCAAGAUCUGA